GUUCCGCGUCGUGUUGGCGUUUUUUGGGGAAAAUUAUAAAGUAGGCGCUGUCCCUUCCUUUAAAUUUAUGGGCAAAAAUAAUGAGGGAUGUUAAUGGGCAAACUGCAGAUUUAUUUUUUGUGUAACCAUUAGUGAUGCAAGCCAGACGAACGAUGCAGAGCAGCCUGCUUCCGAAUUUGUAAAUCCAAUAUGUGAACUUCCAGGAAGAUAAGGACGUCAACGUUGAUCUAAAUGUGUAGUGGACUUUAUUACGCGUUUACAACGCCGUUUGUGAUUUCAACAAAACUGUUCCGCUUUGCUCUGGAGGAAGAGCCAAAUCCCCAUGUGAAUAUUUCUCAAAGUUUAAGUAUAUGACUAGGAAGUGUCAGGGUGAUGUAGGGCUAAAUUUAUCGAUUUUUGCGUCUGUCUCCCAGAGUGCUGCUUCGCUGCAAAUGAUUUGUGAGCUCGAAUUCCAUCAAGUAAGCGAACGGGACUCGUGGACUGUGAUCUGAAGUAGGCUUAGUGGUUCCGCGUUCCUUUGCAUGUUGUGCGGAUGUGAAAGGAACUUUCAUGUCGUGUUCUCCCUGCACCGAUUGCAGAGACGCGAGUUCGGGUCCAAUCGAUUGGACAUGACAUCCUUGGGAGAAUUCCUGUGAAUUCUAAUAAAGACAGACUGAAAAAGCAUCUACGUUCUAUACAUCAGAUGCUUGGAAAACUAACUCAAAGGACUCAGAGGGUUCUACUCCCGGCAACAAAACAGUACAAGAUCGUUUACGGUAUUUUUGGAGUGCAAAUGUGUUCAAGAUAACAAACGUGUUUCAUACCCAGUGGUCUUCCAUGCUCUCACAUGAUUUUUAAAGUCCUUUUACCAUCAUCCUAGUGAACGGGAAAAUAUAUUUCGUAUCUGUGUUGGCACCUUCUCGGCAAUUUUCGCGUUCGGAAUAUCAUUCCGAUUACCUCGUCUAAUCGGCAAGUGUUGGGGCAGGGGUAGCACGUGUGUGUAUCAGUAACGAUAACUGUGAGGCGUAUUGAUUUUGGACGCUGGGAGUCGUUAUUCGCAAAGGCUCAAUAUUUAUGUCCUAAGGAAUUCAGGAAAAUACAGUCACUUGAGGAAAAGAUGGGUGGUGGAUAAGACAUGACAUCAGAAACCUUUAAAGACUCCUUCGACCGGAAGGGUCAAAAGCAGCAAAAUAGACCCAAACUUUUGAAGCUUACGGAAGUAUCCAUGCCUAACAGAAGCAGGAAGAAAAGUAAACUUAAGGUAAAGCCUCGAUCACAAUCGAACGUCCGUGAUCGCAUCUAUGAUGAUCCAGCAUAUACUGACGAUAUAAGCCACUUGGCUAUUCCCAUUCGUCGCAAUAGUGGUCCAGACAAAUUAGAACCUGAAACCACUUCUCAUAAAAAGAAAUCGAGCCAUAAGGAUGGCCACCAUCUUAAACGGAGUGAAACGAACGAUUAUAAAGUUGACGAUUCCAGUAGUUCUGACAAUAUGCCACCCGAUCCUGGGAAAAAUCGGCUAGGACAUAGUCUUGAACGAUCAGUAAUUAUGGAGAAGAGUCCAAAUAAGCGUGAACGACGUGAUCGCGCGGCAAAGCAGAAACGCAAUUUAAGUCUUGACAAUACACUUUCCAAUAGUCUCCGGCGCUCUUUGGAGAAAACAGCAAAUGAAAAUUUUAUUAACUUUAAUAGCGUCGAUCGACCAAAAACGCGACAGAAAGGUGUCUUGCGACAGAACGCAUCAGAAGGUUGGAGUUCCUGUCUAGCAGCUACCUCCGACUCUUCAAAAGCAGCUGAGCUCGAGGAAAUGUAUUCUGGUAACCGAAAGGAGCAGAGCAAGGUUCAAAUUGGGAAGAAACUGCUGAAAGGAGAAAUAGGUAUAAAAAGCUUCAAUUACUACCUGCUGAAAGAAGGUCUGAAAUCGUCCCGGAAAUUUAUUGACAAGCAAAGAGGUUCACUAUCGAAAGGCGAUUCCAAAAGAAAUUACUCGAAAAGUGAGGAAAACAUAUACGAGGAGAUAUUUUUUACAGAUAAAAAUUCAGAAUCGGAAGACCAUAGUAAAUACCCAGAUUGCGAAAUCUGUAUCCGACAAUGUGCAAAGGAUAAUUGCGAGUAUUGCUACGCUAGCAUGAAAUCGCACGGAUUUCAAGCAGCGCACGAAGGAGAAACCUUUGCGAAUUCUAUGGAUCAAGUGUCGCAAAAUGCCCACAUACUUCAAUACCAUUCUUAUAACCCCAACAAUCCAGGGGUUUAUAAGAUCGAAACAACCCCUGUGGCAUUCACUAGUGAUUAUAACCCAAUUUAUCACAUACAGACGGAUAUCCAACCACCAGUGCAACAGCCAACUCUAGCAUCACAACAGCGGUAUGCUCCCCGACGGAACUCGAGGGCAGGGCUACAAACGCACAAUGCCUUUCGAAUGAAUGCUAAAUCCUCCUCAUCUAGUGACUCACUACAGCACAAACACGCAAGGGAUCGUUCGUCCCAGGAUUCACAGGAAUUCUCAGAAUAUACUCAGCCUGUGAUUUUAGGGCUUUCACAGGCGUCAAACGAAUACGACCAAAAUAUUUAUAAAAGCGACUCUAAAAUUUCUAUCAUCAGCGAAUAUUCACUUCGCAGUGAGAGCUCAACGAAUCGCAAUUUUCGCUGUGGAGAAGUCAGCGAUUCAAGCUUAGGAGACUCUUUAUUCUCUUAUUCAACUCAACGCCGUUUUUUCGGAAGUUCAGAGAGCUGCCGCUUUGGUUUUGAAUGUAGGAGAUGCAGUCUAGAUGGCGAGAAGUGCAGCUUCUCGGACACUUGUCGUUACGAGUGUAGGAAUUGCGAUUGCUCUUCAAGUUAUUUCUCGUCUGAUUUCGAUGAUGGUAACUAUAGCCGACGGACACCUACAAGAAUGCGGUCUCUAACGCAAACUCAGCCAGCACCACGGCACCCUACAUAUGAAUACUACGAUGACACUAUUGACGCUAAGCAAAAUAAAUACGCCCAAGACUUCAUAAAGCAUGUCAAUGACGUAAAACGAAGUUUCUACCAGGCUGAAACGCAGCGCUCGUCGAUUCCAACUAUCAUUGAUUCAUAUGGAACAAUACCACCACCAAAACAAUCAGACAUGAGGAAAAUAAUUGCACACCACCAACAAUCGCCAUCCUCUAUAAGGGCAUCUUUAUAUGAAACAACGUCGCAUAUAAGACAGGGAAAGGCAAGUGCGUUCAAAUUGCAAAAACAACCGGUACCUAAACAAAGUGAAACCCAACCAACUUUGGGAACAAAGGACUCUACGGCUGGCUUUAAUUCUAAUAAGACAAACGAUAGAAGCAAGUCUGACAAUCCUCAUUCUGUACACUCAGAUAGUACUGAUCUUGCAACUACUCCAUCUAAUUCUUCCGGUAACAGGAAAUCAAAAAAGGACACGGAUGUUAAAUAUGCUACUGUCAGCAAGGAUAAAGGACCAGAUAGCGAAGGAGGUAGAAUCUCUCCAGAACGGGAGCAGAAGAAGCACACGGGAGCCAUUCCGAAAUCAUCCCCAGCGAUAUCAACACAAUCGACACUUCACGCAUCUCCCAACUCAAGUAAAGGGUCUGAAGAGCAACUCAUGCCGGUAUCACAAACGCCUACCCAGUGCAGUUCUCGAGCAAAUAGUGCAAAUACUUAUCCAGGGAACGUUUCUACCAACACGCAGACAUCAUCUCCCGCAUCUGAAACUAAACAAAAAAACGUUCCGAAGUCCAACGUUGAAUUGCCAGGACAUGACGGCAAAGUGAAAAAAUCCUCACGCCGAAAUGAGAAAGAAACUUCGAAAGCAUAUCCUUCCAAAAAUGAACCCAAAAGCAAUUUAAACAUCACAAACAAGCAGCCCACAGUCAAACUAAAAGAUAGCAAUCUGCAACUGACUAAGCUCGAACCCAAGGCCACCACGCAUAGCCCUCAACCAAAGGAAAGAAUAAAGAGGAAGUUACUUAAGCCUGAACCUGUCCAAGUGUCGGACUUCGAUGACGAAGAUGAUGAAGUAUUCAUCGAUGUACCCAAGCAACAAGAUGACAAGCCAAAAUCCAAAACGAGGACGAAGGAGAGUUCACGAAAACGGUGCUUCGCUUUGCCUGCUACACCUAACACCCCGAACAAAGGACAACAGGGCCCCGACGACGGAAAUACAACGACCACCGGUGAUAACUCGGAAGAGCAAACAGAACUGCAGCCGCUGCAUCCGGGAAAUGCAUCCUUAGAUCCCACACGGGUGCCAAGCGCGAACGAUGAACAAAAAGCACCGCUGGAAAAGGGGAACGCACAAGCUUCCACGACUGGCCAGCAAAUUGUGGAAUCUGCACAGCCGAAGCAAAGCUCUGCUACCUGCGGGGAAACGCUGAACGCGAGCUCCAUCGUGGAUCCUGAGAGUGAGCUGGAGCUGCACAGCUGCGCCGAUGAGAGCCGCGCCGGCUUCGAAGAGCGGAAGGUCGAUUCAUCUCGCGAAGAAGUUGGAAGUUCCGCCGCGGUGGAAGCAGUUGCCGCGAACGAGCCCAGCUCCAGUCACAGGUCGGAUGCUGCAGGUGUAACUGCUAGCAGUGACAACGGCAGUGAGACAAAAAGAGCGACUGACACCAAAUUUGAUGGAUUUACUAACAACGGUGAUUCAAACCAGCCAACUUCUGUAAAUCAAAAAACUUCUACGGACGACCAUCUGAACCUAUCGAUCGACACAUCCGUUCUAGAUAAAAUCGAUAUUUCCGAUCUUCCACUUCCUGAUAUUCCCCCGAAAAAGAAACGAAAUAAGACCAGUCAAUCAACUCCAAAGUUAACAUAUAAUGCAAAUGAGGAGCAUGUGAGUCGAUGCAAUAUUCCAGAUGACGAAGCACAGAGGUCGUUGCCAAGAACAAAAGCUGACCUGGGGAAGCUUCAAGAUAAGUCUGACUUAAAGAGAAUGCAUUAUUAUAAUUCCGGGAGGAUGCCAACUUCAAUCACCUCAAGCAGCAUAUCUAUGCCAACUUACUUCUUCGGCGAAAAGCGAACAUCGGGCAGCAAAAAACUACGCGAUGCAGAUGAAAUUUAUCUUAAUAAGUCGGGGUGGGUGCAAGUGAAUAGUAAGCGUCCAAACGAUGAACACUUGAACGUGGGUCGAAACCAUCGGCUAAAUGUAGUACGCGUGAAUAGUGAGAACAAGACUCCCGAAAAUACAAUCCGCGUAAUUCAUAUUGAUGCGAAUAAUAGCGAGAAGCCUGUAUAUGCUGUACCCAAACCACAUGGCAGCAAACUAGAAGACCUUAUCGCUAGAAAUGAAGCGCGUCGCGGCACUGGGCAACCGGCCAAUUAUCAUCGACCCGGGUAUAAAAUAAUUGACCCUCACAUAGCGUCUAUUUUGAAUGAACGCCCAGGAUUCCUGCCAGUUAAAAUGUUCGCUGACAUCGAGUCACCCCCACCGAUCACUCCAAUCCUUUCGCCACCUCCUGCUUUCCAGGAUUCGAAAUCGAAAAGAAAAAUUGAGGAAAAUAGUCGAAUAGUUAAGCACGCAUCCAUCCCCCGGAAAAACCAAGAGAAAACAACAACUCCUAAGGGGAUGGUUUUUUCGAGAAGUUUCGAAUACGACAACCGGAAACAAAACGAUUAUGCGGAAACUUUUUCAAAAAGUUUCGAUAGUAAUCUCUCGACUGAGAAAAGUCAUGAUCCUGCAAUAAUUUUUGGAACGUUGACUGGACGGUCACCAAACUACCUAACGAAAAAGGAGGCAAGAAGUCGAGACAACUCCCCAAAAUACCAGGAGCCAGUCGAAAAUUAUCUCCAUUCUAAGCAAAAAGCAGAUACGAUUAUCUACAGUACACCGAACAAACCAGAUAAGUUAGCGAAAGGGAACGUUGAUAGAAAUAUCCGAUCAAGACGCUCUCAGUUUAGCCGAACAAUGCCUACAAAUCCUGUGCCUACUUCUAGGUUUCGAAACUUCGAAUCGAAUAGUAGUCAACGUCUUAACUCAUGCGACAGCGGCGCUCGAUCUGAUUUAUCAAACGACGAGAUUGAUAAUGAUGACACAUCUCCCAGUCAGUAUCUUUCCGUAGCCUAUCAAUCUUCUGGUUACCGAAGCUCGCGUCAACGAUCUAUUACACCUGAAAGAUACGAAAGCAAUACUUUUCAAACAAAUUUGCGGAAACAAAGAUCACUGACCCCCGAGAGUCGAUCCUUAACGCCAGAAGAUCGACGGAAAAAAGGAUCACAAAUCUCGCUUAAUUCGAGGCAAAAUUCAGGUUCACGGACAAACACAUUAGAGCGGGCACAAAAGUAUGAUGAUAAGUCGAGAAGCCCGUCACGAAGCUCAAGCUCGAGCUAUAGUGGCGGAGAACAUGACAUUGCUCCUAUCCACAGGCGAUCAGGAAUUAGAAGUACAAAAGAUGAACAUCGAAUCCGUAGGUCAAGAUCUCUCCAAUUGAGCGAGCGAUCUCCCAACCGAAUGGCGCCGGCUCAUAAAACCGUUGUUUGCCUUGGACAACCUAACGUGAACAACACGUCUUCUACUUAUCAUCAUCCCAUUCGGAGUUUCCCACCUACGAUGAGACCUACACAAUAUAAUAAUCCACCAUCUUCUAUCGGGCGAAUGACCAGAUCAACUGAAGUUGACAAAAGUCGAUCGUUCGAUCUUGACUACGGCAAUUAUGCAACCCCAAACAUAUCGUCUAAGAUGGACUUUGAUAAAACUCGAUCCUUCGAUGAAACAUACAGGGAAUCAAGCAAUAAAUUAAGAUACAGAAGUGAUCAAGCAUCAAACAGGGGUGAUCUUUUUUUCAAGCAGCAGAAGUUGCCUUCAACAAUUCCACGUCAAACCAGUCCGCAGAACUACGGCACCCGUUUAUGCGACCACGAACUGACAUACGAUAUGUUACGUCGUUCGUUAGACAGAUCACCAAUAAUGGAUUUCAGCAGGGACUACGACGUUCCAGUUCCAUCGACAGCAACUAACUGCAAUUACGAUAUGCAUUCCAGUAGAAGCGAGGAACUAAAUUUUCUGAACGAAAACAUUUACGACCGCAGCAGCAAGCGGUCAUGCGACCAAUCACCAGGAGAAAAGGCCUUCUGUAGAGAUGUCACCUUAACACCAGAAAGUUUCACCCCUGAGUCAGAAUACAAAUCACUAAGGGAUUCUUUUCAAUGCGGCGAUCGGUUACAGUCAGGCGAUUACAUAUAUCGACAACCGACGAAGGGUCAAAUGGCCUCGUUGCAGUCAUCUGCACUGUCAAAUCAACCCCAACGUUCUCUGAUCGAUCGCAGCCAUCAACAACACGCUGGGGCCUCAGCGUCAAUUAGAGGAAGUUGUUCAGCUAGUUCCUGUGACUUUUGGCCACAUUGUGGCCUAACUAAUUUGAAGACAAGUCCGAUAAAAUCCCAAAGUGUUGAACAAGUCAUAAAACCAAACGUUGCUGCAUGUUUAUUAACAUCUAGCAACUCGGGAACGUUGAGUGAUGACGAAUGCGAAGACUUGAAUGAAUUGCGCGACGGUCCGGGCGUUUACUCGCGUCGAACAAAGAAAACUGAUUUGGAAUAUGGCAUCAGGCAACGUGAUAGUGAAUCAGUGCCGUUACUACAAUUGCAAAAAUCGGCCAAAAAGCAUGUAAGCGAAAACUCAAAACCAUACCCACCACUGUACGUGAAUAUGCCUGUGAUAUCGAAAACAAAUCCUUCGUCCGCUAUCCUUUUUGGUGAACGUGAAAUGCCGGUUACCCGUGAACGCGAAAAAGUUAAUUCGAACUCUAUCAAAAUUGCCUUCAUAGAAGACCAUCCUGAUCAGCAAACAGUACGUAGUUGUAUUGAUGCGAAAAUCGAUGCAACGCAAAAUAUGAUUGCGACAAAUGCAAGAGAUCGUGUUCAUCAUCAAGAUCAGAAACUGCGAUCUCGUUUAUCGUCUAAUGAACGGAGCAUUUCGCUCCCUAACAUGCUAUUACAAACUGAAUUUCCUUCGAUGUCAGCAAGUUGUGAGGCUCUCUUUUUUAACUCUUCACCAAAGUUGGGAAACCAACUAAAAGCUGUUUCAAGUCCUUCACUAUCUGAAACUCCUAUAGAAAUCCAAACGGAACCAAAGAGCCAGGAAAACAGUGGUGCGCCCUCUUUUCAAAACGAUGACAACGUUUGCAAAAAUCCAUUGAUACAACUCCAAUUAUUUGGAAAAAAAGCAACUUCAAACCCUCAGCCAGAUAAUCGGCAAAUGAAAAACGAGGAACAAACUCGAUACCGAUUUGGACAUUUAAUAUGGCGCUCAAGUAAAGAACGGCGGAAAACAAAAUAUAAUCGUAAGGACAAAUGCAAUUCCGGAGAUUCUGGUAUUCAAAUUGAAUUAGAAAAUGACGAGUCAUUUGACACACACGGAGUAGAAAAUUUAGAAGUACAUCCAUCUGCAAUCAAUACCCGUGUGCGACGAGUAAACUCUGCAAAAUUAACACAUUCUACGACAUCAUGCUCAUCCGCUAAAGCCAAAGCUCUGAAGAAAAUGGAAAAUUGCGACGGUAAAUUAUUAGCCACGCCAAUUCCUAAACGAUCUUUAAGUCAGCCGUCAGGACUCGAUCAUGUAAUAAGAACAGAACUCGAGGAGAGUGAUGCAGACAGUAUCGCUUCACACAAAGAAAUACAAGGCCACCGACCCAUAUAUGCCCAAGUUCUUUUUCCUUUCACUCCAGAAGAACCGCAAGAACUAGCGCUUGAACGUGGAGAUCUAGUGCAGGUAAUUCGUCAGGAUCUCGGAGUUUGGUGGUACGGUCGAAUAAAAUGCGACGCAGUUGUUGAAAAAGUAAUACCACAACGGGAAGGCUGGUUUCCCAAAGAUUACAUUCGAAUAAUUCCCAAUGAAUUUGAAACAAAGACUGAAAACGAACAAGUUUACUCGUUGAGAAAAAAUGUGGAAAACAAUGAAAAGUUGCAACCAUCACCGUCCCGAGCAGCUUGCACCAUGUUACAACCUCCCAAUGAUAAUACUGUAAUGCCGUUGAAACCUAGUCAAUCACAGAACCAGCAAUGUAACGAAUCACUCAAAAAUAGUGUUAUUAAAGAAUUGUUAGAAACCGAAAUCAACUAUGUGAAGCUUUUGUCAUCAUUAUGCAUGGGUUUUCUCAGGGAAAUGCGAAAGCGUAUUGACAUAUUCACACCUGAAAGUAUACUCCUAAUUUUUUCAAAUAUUGAGAGUAUUUGGCUGUUUCAACAACGGUUUUUGGAUAGUUUAAGGAAGGGAAUUGAAACUCAUCGAAUUGCUCAAGUUUUUCUAAAUAACUGCCCAAACUUCAUGAUAUAUUCGACCUAUUGCAACUCAUAUUCACGAGCAUUAAUGGAAUUAGAAACUUAUUCAAAUAAUAAAGAUGCCAAAUGUAUUUUAGAAUUAUGUCGAAUUGCUGAAAACCUCCCAGAAUUACCUCUGUCAGCGCAUUUGCUUGCCCCGAUUCAACGAAUAUGCCGAUAUCCGCUACAUUUGGCGGAAUUAGUUAAGCAUACUCAACCAACAAAGUCUCCGUGUGAAGAAAAGGACGAAUCUGCUGGUAGCAGCAGUCAACAAAAUAUCAAAGACAGCAGAGAAACGCUGGAAAACGCGCUAUCUGCCAUGAAAAAAGUUGCAGAAACCGUCAAUGAAGGGAAACGACACAGUGAGAAUUUAAAUCGAUUCCAAGCUAGUUUUGAGAACUUCGAGGGACCUCCUAUAGGCUUUCAUAGUACGAGAUUUUUUCUGCAAACUGAUGCGACUCGAAUAUCUCCCAAUUUAUGGAAUAACACCUACACUCUAUUUUUGUUCGACAAGCAGAUUAUAUAUUGCAAAAAAGACAUCCUAAAACGGAAUCACUACAUUUACAAAGGACGGAUAUUUUUAGAUGAUUGUCGCAUACUCAAUUUACCGGACGGCAAGCUUUUCGGUGCAAAUUUAAAGAAUGCCUUACGGAUAUAUUGUCAAUCGAGGAGCAAAUGGCUGGAUUUUUGCUUCCGCAGCCCAAGCCGAAAGGUUAGGUUUUUAAGUACACUAGCAGCUGAGCGCCAGUUUUCCGGCAGGAAUUUGUUCAUUUCUGAAUUAGCUGGAGACGAGGAUAAUGUCUCAGAUGUCGAGUAUCCCAGCGAUCAUGACACACAAAAUCGUAAUGCCGAAUUCGAAGAUAUAACUUGGAAAGAUUAUAAUGUCAAGAAAAUUAACACCAUUGCGCCCAAACAUAAAUUCAACAGUGAUACUUUACCGAAGAAAUCAAGGAAAGUUGGAAAGGAUAACUAUGAAUAUAGUACCGCCUCAUUAGGACGUAAAAAGAUCGGUGGAUGGUUUCGAAAAGCGAAAAGCACUAACACUACUCCUACACAGAGCCCCACACAUCAUUCAGCAUUAACAUUCCAUUCAGACAACUCAUCACAAAGUAGUCCAGCUCUCGGUUACAUAUGUCCUAAAAACAAAACAAACGAGUUCAUAGUCUCGCCCUGAGAAUAUGAAAGCACCUUGAUUUAAAAAAGUUACUCACGUUAGGAGAAAAGUAGAAUACAAGACUGUCAAUUUAAUAUUGUGUUUACUAAGGUGACACAGAGGAGAAUCAACGAAAGGAACACUUCAUAUCGAUGUCUCAGUGUACGAGUUAUGAAAUGUGAGGAAUUUGAUGCCAUAUGCGAAUCUAUAAAAGUAUAGUAGGCAAAUCUUCGAAAGAAAAACUGCAAUGUUUAUCAAGUAAUAAACAGUCGUUUAUAUCUUUCCUAAUAUUACUUUCCAGUACUUCUAAAUGAGCACUUAUCUACUCUCUGUUUUGUUUAGGAUCAAACCCCGUUUUUAUAUCAGCAAUUGAAUUCAUCAAAGUUUCAUUAGCAUAUCUCUAGAUGGAUUAAUUGGAAGAAUUAAUUAGUUUCUCCUUAAAUUAAUUAACUAUAGAGAUCAUUUUCAGGCUAUUUAGCUUGACUUGUGGUGCAGGUUAGGAAAAUAAUUUAGCAAACUCCUGAUUUUGGCCACUACAACAAACAACUUUUAAGUGAUCUUCCUCUGAACUUAACUACUUACCGCAUAUAUGCAGACACAUACCAUACAUGUAGAAUUAUCUUAUUGAUAGAAUAUCGUGUCCAGUAAAAGUAGGGAAACGCACAAAUUAUAGCCGGCGGGCGAUGAGUAACUAAAAAAUGUAAGAAAUAUUCCGUAACUAAAUCUGUCAAGUUUUCAAAUAAUUCGCGGAAAAUUGAAAAGCGUUAUUAGGCACUCGUCUAGAAAGUGAUAUGUACACUGGAAUAUAUAAAUACCAACAAUAAAUCAGUAUGGAAUAGAGCAAUAAAAUAAUUGUAAGACAGUUGUAUGGUUGAUUUUGUCAAUAUAUUGUUAAGUACGAAAAAUAUUCGCUAUUAUUACUAUUUUCACCAAAAACAAAGUGACACAGGUUAUUGUAUAUUGACACAUUCGUUUUACAAAAUAAUGAACCCAAAACCAAACAAUAAAAUUCUGAAAAAUA
Molecule: messenger RNA, 11384 nt
Organism: Hermetia illucens (black soldier fly)
Lineage: Eukaryota; Metazoa; Arthropoda; Insecta; Diptera; Stratiomyidae
Gene: RhoGEF3
Exons: 18
Coding region: 1115-10384 (3089 amino acids)
Cellular component (GO): cytoplasm
Molecular function (GO): protein binding; guanyl-nucleotide exchange factor activity
Source: RefSeq, a predicted model, not a curated record